CUCAAGCGUCCUCACUCUCAUUGGUUGCUUCCCGCGCGCGCGCCUCGCCUCAGCGGACGCUCGAGCGGCUCGGUGAGCGAGACAGCGGCGCCUGCGAAAACGUACGCGGACGUGGAUCCGUAUCCUGUCAACUGUCAGAGAUACGCGGCGGCGGCUCGGACGCUGAGAGAACGCGUGGGGACAAAGCGGAGUCCACUCUCCCGUCCGCCGUGGUUUAUUUUGGCUGGAGAGCGGCGUACGGACGAACUGACGGAGUGGAGCGCGUGCGCUCGCGCCUGGCUCGCCGAUGCGCACGGAGGAAAACACGGACAGCGGCGCAGCUGCGACUGGCGGUUUUCCCCUUUAGAUUUACUUCACGUCCUCGCGCUUAAGCGGGAACGACGCUGUGUGUGAGUCGAAGCGACUGACUGACUGAGUGACUCUCUGACGGGGCUCUCCUUCGUAUACGCGCUGCUCCAGCCAGCGGCGGCUCUUCUGAGACUCAGCGAACCGGCCGAGGAAACCUGUUUUGCUCCCGCGCUCCACAGCACUGUGGCUGUUGUUGUUGUUGGCUGCUACUGUUGUGAACUUGGAAAAUCCUGUCUGGCUCCGCGUGAGGAGACGAGGAAGGAGGAAGAGGAGAUGAGGCUCAACGGCUGCUGCUGCUGCUCUUUGGCGUUCAUGUCCUCCAAACUAACGUCUCCUGUCCACAGCCGAUAGGCUAACCAGCAUCCGGACUCCAUUUGUAUUCCGAAAGACCGUCUUCUGGAAGUGAACACUAACCCGAGCCAUGUCCAAAACGCUGAAGAGGAAGAAGCACUGGUCGACCAAGGUGCAGGAGUGCGCGGUUUCGUGGGGAGGCGUGGGGGAGUUCGGCUCGAUGGUGGAGAUCCUGGGGGGCGCCGAGCUCGGAGAGUUCCCCUUCCUCGGCCAGAUGAACCUGGAUGUCCUCGUGUGCCACGCCGGGAAGCUUCCGUACUACGGCGACGUUUUGCUGGAGGUGAACGGCACGCCCGUGAGUGGACUUACCAACCGAGACACUCACGCGGUCAUCCGGCACUUCAGGGAGCCCAUUCGCAUCAAGACGGUCAAACCAGGCAAAGUGCUGAACACGGAUUUGAGGCAUUACCUCAGCCUGCAGUUCCAGAAAGGAUCACUGGACCACAAACUGCAGCAAGUCAUCCGAGACAACCUCUACCUGCGCACUAUACCAUGUACCACCCGGCUACCCAGGGAAGGAGAAGUUCCGGGAGUGGACUAUAACUUCAUCAGUGUGAAUGAUUUCAGGAUCCUAGAAGAAAGUGGGCUGCUUCUGGAGAGUGGAACUUAUGAUGGUAACUACUAUGGCACGCCCAAACCGCCAGCGGAGCCCAACUUGGUUCAGCCUGAUCUGGUGGACCAGGUCUUGUUUGAGGAAGAGUUUGGCACAGAAGUCCAACGCAAGCGCACCACCUCUGUCAGCAAGAUGGACCGCAAGGACAGUGUCGUCCCUGAGGAAGAGGAUGAUGAGGAGCGACCAGCACUGCCCAACGGCCUUCCAGAGGGAAGUGAAGAGUGGAGGAGGCCAGUGCCCAGCUACACUCAGUCCAAUAGCAGCAGUGGUGGCGUUCGUGGAGGCAGCAGCAGCGGUGGGGAGCUUCGCACCUGGAGUUCUCUGCCCAGAGACGACAGCCUCGAACCACUACCGUAUAACUGGGAGAUGGCCUACACUGAAACUGGCAUGGUCUACUUCAUCGAUCAUAACACCAAGUCUACCACAUGGCUGGACCCUCGUCUUGCCAAGAAAGCCAAACCACCUGAAAAGUGUGAGGAUGGAGAGCUUCCAUAUGGCUGGGAGGAGAUUGAAGACCCACAGUAUGGCACAUACUACGUAGAUCAUAUAAACCAAAGAACCCAGUUUGAGAAUCCCGUUUUAGAGGCAAAGAGGAAACUCGGACAGGAGACUGCAGUAGCAACUCAGAGCCAAAAGGGGGCAGCACCUCCUCCAGGUGGUGAUGGUGGUACCCCAGGCUUCACACGAGACCCAACUCAGCUGAAGGGGGAGCUCUACCACACAGCCCUUAGGAAGAGCACUCAAGGCUUUGGUUUCACCAUCAUUGGAGGGGACCGGCCCGAUGAGUUUCUCCAAGUAAAGAAUGUGCUGGCAGAUGGACCAGCUGCUCAUGACAAUAAGAUGGCCUCUGGCGAUGUGAUCGUGGAGAUCAAUGGAACCCUGGUCCUGGGUAAGACCCACGCUGACGUAGUGCAGAUGUUCCAGUGCAUACCCAUCAACCAAUAUGUGGACAUGGUUCUAUGCCGUGGCUACUUGCUGCCUCCUGAUGUUGAAGCAGACAGUGAGGAUCUUCCUCCGCCUCCACCCCCUCCGCCCCCCACUGUGGGUGAGGUGGUAACAGCCGUACCACUCAUCAAUGGUCAGCCGCUGCUAGUGAAGGGUGAGGCAUUGCAUGGCUCAUCACAGGAGCUCCACUACGUCACCACAGACUCCAGUGGCCGGCCUGUUGUGGCUGCACUGCCUGGGGGGACCAGUGAGAGGCUGGACGGUGGCAUGCUGCAGCCAGAACUAGUAAGCGUGCCGCUCGUGAAAGGCCCUGGUGGGUUUGGCUUUGCCAUUGCAGACUGCCCGCUGGGCCAGAAAGUAAAGAUGAUUCUGGAUGCGCAGUGGUGCCGUGGCCUGCUGAAGGGAGAUGUCAUCAAAGAGAUCAACCGGCAAAACGUACAAACACUGAGCCAUGCACAGGUGGUGGAUAUAUUGAAGGAGCUGCCUGUGGGGAGCGAGGUCAACCUGCUGGUGUUGAGAGGAGGUCAGACUUCGCCAGUAAAGAGUCUAAGACCUAGACAGGAAAUGAGUGCCAGUCUGGAGACUCUGGACCGUUGCCAUGACGUUGGAGCCCCUCAGGCACUCACCUAUUACUCCAGCACAUUGCCCUGUAGCUCACCCCGACGAGACCAUUCCCUUCACCACACCAAACCACAAGCCACAGUGGACAUGCCUCAAUAUAAAGAGCUGGAUGUGUUUAUAAAAAGAGAUCAGGAGACAGGAUUUGGCUUCCGUGUACUUGGCGGGGAAGGACCUGAACAGCCAGUAUACAUAGGUGCCAUAAUACCACAUGGAGCAGCGGAAAAAGAUGGCCGUUUGUGGGCAGGAGAUGAGCUGAUGGGCAUCGAUGGCAUAACUGUGAAGGGGAAAUCCCACAAGCAAGUGCUGGAUUUAAUGACCAAUGCCGCCCGCAAUGGACAGGUCUUACUGUCUGUACGGAGAAAGGUCAUCUACAGGGAUGUGGGUGAUGAGGAUGAUGGAGCACAGAAUGUGGCUCCAGUACUGGUCAACGGUUCUCCCAGACCCCCACGCAUACAAGUGCCAAGUGUCCUGGACCAUGAAUCAUUUGAUAUUACACUCCAUCGUAAAGAUAAUGAAGGCUUCGGCUUCGUCAUCCUCACCUCAAAAAGCAAGCCCCCACCUGGAGUGAUCCCUCAUAAGAUUGGCCGUAUAAUAGAGGGCAGUCCGACAGACCGGUGCGGUCUGCUGAGUGUGGGCGAUCGUAUCUCUGCUGUUAAUGGCCAGUCCAUCAUAGAGCUCUGUCACAACGACAUUGUGCAGCUUAUCAAAGAUGCCGGCAAUACUGUCACACUUACUGUGGUUCCUGAGGAUGAAUACAAAGGCCCACCUUCAGGAGCCAGCUCAGCCAAACAGAGUCCAGCACCACAGCACAGGACACUGAAAUCCACCACACAAGAGGAGAGGUAUAAUCUGGACAUGGAGGAGAGCAGGGAUGAACUGGCUUGGGCAGAAUAUAAAACCCUUCCCAUGAGUGAGAAAGGAACACUGUGUGUUACAGGCUCCAAACAGGGCUGUAUUCUGGUAGAGUUAGAGCGCGGCCCUCGCGGCUUCGGCUUCAGUCUUAGAGGAGGGACAGAGUAUAAUAUGGGGCUCUAUAUCCUGCGAUUGGCUGAGGAUGGCCCUGCCCUUAUGGAUGGCAGAAUUCAGGUUGGAGAUCAGAUAGUGGAGAUCAAUGGGGAGCCCACACAGGGGAUCAGUCACACCAGAGCCAUUGAACUGAUUCAGGCUGGAGGCAACAAAGUACUGCUGCUGCUGAGACCUGGACAGGGGCUCGUGUCUGACAACAACUCUGCAACAGCUGAUCCAAAAGUCUCUUCACCUCUGAGCUCUCCUGGUGACGUAUUCCUCUCAGACCCGCUGCCAUCCGAUGCUUCAGCCUUUUCAUUCUGUUCACCCUCCUCGCCCUUCGCCCUCUCUCCAGAGCUUUCUGAGUCGAAGACUAGCUUGUCACCUUGCCCCAAAGAAACCAGCAAAGACAGAAGCUCCAGACCUCUAGACCCUGCAUCUCCCAAAGCCUCGGAGCCAAGACAUGGCAAGAGAAGUCAGUCUAAAGAGAACAACUUUGACUCUACAAGUGCAAGACAACCUAGUGAAAAGAAGCUGAAUUGUCCAUCUAAAACCAAAGAUAAAUCUCACAGCUCGCGCAGCUCCAAAGAGUCCAGCAGGCACAGGAUAUCCAGCAAACACCAACCGAGCCAUGCCAAGAGUCCCAGAAAGUCAAACCAAGAGGGACAGGAAGUGGACGUCAAUGAGACACAGGGGGGAAUUGAGGAAAAUCAAUCAAAGAGGAAGUCUCGGAGAGAUGAAAAGAAGGGUAGCAGUGAGAGGGUGGAGAGGGACCAUACAAGAGAAAGGCCGAGAAGCAGCAAGACUGAGGGCACGGACCGGGAGAGAACAGAACAAAAAGGGCGAGAAGAAGUGGUGCGGUCAGAAGAGGAGGCGGAGCUGAAAAGUACCUUGAGAAGAAAGACACAACCACAGGUAGAGGAGCAAGACAGACACACCAACACACCCAGAGAAAAGAAGAGGAAUGGCCAUCAUAAACAUGAAGCCGAGAACAUAAUUCAGCCGAGAGGGAGUAAAGAAUUAAAAAGUGAUUCAAAGAGAAGUAAGGUGGAAAAGAGGGAUAUACAGGUAUACAAUACAGAAGUCAAGCAAAGAGAGGAUGAGAAUGAAAGCGAGGAAGACUCACCAGGGAGCCCAUCAAUGAGCUCAGUGCUCAGUAACUCAAUACUCAGCAUGAAUGGGCAGGCUGGUGCUGGCCUCUGGAAGGUCCCAAGCUCCGCACGUAUUCUCACUCGUGAAGAGGUGAUGCGUGAUUUUUACGGGUAGCUAAAGCAUGCACUUCACUCUCUGGGCAUUGUGCAUUUAACCAUGGCCUCUUCGGAGCUGCUCCCCUAUUUGCUUUGCUUUUUUCCAGAAAACAAACAUGAUCUGCCAGUUUUACACAUCUGCCACAUUUACAUAGCUGCCAUGUCUGACUCGUACAUUGUAACAUGCGCAUGGCAUAGUAUAUGAUGGCUCCACUGCCCUCAUUACCACUGAUUUUGUAACAGGAUGGGUGAAAGCUGUCAAAAAUGGACUUGCUGCUAUUUUUGCUUUUACCCGAUCCGUACAGAGAGCAGUGCUCAUUGUGGAGAGGCUUGGAGUGGAGUUUGCAAAACCUCUGCUGACUUUUUGGUCAAAGGAUCAAAACUAAAAAGGGACUCAGUUCUGUCCACCUUGCCUCACAAACAUCUCCUAAUUUUGUGCCAAUUAUCUUUUUUUUUUAUUUAAGUACAGACUCUCUGCUGACCAUCACAAUGCACUUCAUCCAUAUGCAAUGAAAGGGACUAUCACUCCCUACCACUCACCAAAAGAAUAAACAUGAAUUUGAGUUUUUCUAUGUUCUACAGUCACGUUGCCCCGACCCCUAAAAAAUAUCCUAUUACUGCAUGCAAAGAAAUUACCCUUUUUCUUCCAGUUGCUUUGUCGCAUGCCUUUUUAAAUGCCAGUUAAGGAUGUCUUUCAACCAGACUCUGAUAGCCGACAAAGAACUGUACUUAGAGGCUUGUGGCAAACUGCCUGAGUGAUAUCUGCAGCAACUAGCUUUACAAAGUACUGUUCUAGACUGUUCUCUGAUUUGAACACGCCCGUAUCCUUGAUCUUCAAAUCUGAUUAUUGCAAAAGACCAGAAACUUGUGCUUUAAUAUCUUCUUUGCCAUUUGUAUGAAACCUGUGUAACUUACUGAGAAGUGUAUAUGAGCAUAGAGACAUGUAGCCAUAUCGAAUCAUCGACUACAAUGUGUAGAAGUCCAAAGUACGUAGAAAAGCACCGUGGUAUAUUUACCUUGUAGCAGUUACUUUUGACUCAUCAUGAGAACUAAUGAUACAUGCAGGAGUAUCUGUAAAUGUUAUGUGAUCUUGGACGUUUCAUUUUCUUUCACGUUUCCCACGUGUCCAUCUUCAAACUGAAUGCAAAUGCAGGCAACGUAAGCAAUCUGAGACUUCAGCUGAUAAGAGCAUAUAAAAUACUAUUAAGAUUAAUAAUUCAAACCCAUUCAGACAUCUCAGAGAUCUUUAUAAAUUCUAAAUGAUUCAGUAGAACAACAUGCCAGUCCAUGGUCCUCUCCGAAAUAGGAAUAAUGCAGGUAAAGUGUCCAUUGGUCUGUCUUUUUGAUAAUUCCAUAAAUUAUCCAUUUAUGCUCAUAGGAAAUGUGUGUAGCACCAUUAAGGGCUGAUUAAAAUGGUGGUUCAAUCAUUGUUGUAAUGUUUGAUAGAUUCACCGGUAAGGUAGCUGACACGCCCUAUCAAUACCAAAGGAUUGGCGACCAUCCAACGUGUGUUUUACUGUUUGUGUCUUGUAAUUCACCUCAGGGUAUGAACUGAUGUACAGUAGUCGAUGGUCAUGUGUGAUAGCUUUGACAUAUUCAAGUCAUUCAGUGCCAUGGCAUUUUUGCUCUCCUCUGGAGCAAACAAUGAAUCAUCUGGCUCAUCUGGAAAGCGCCCAGUUCCUUCGUUCAUCUAUGAAUUAUAAACAACACUGAGUUAUGGCGAUAUUCCAACAGGUCAGAGUUGGCACCACUUUGUGUCAGGGACAUCCAACUGAAUUUAUUUCAAUACGUUCUUUAAAAAAUGGACUCAAUAUUAAAAUAAGGCCAUAAAAUAUUCAGCACCAAGUAAUCAGCAACAUUCGAGCCGCAACUAUCAGUAAUGUUGCAGAAUGAAAUGGUGUCAUGCAUCAUUUCAGUGCAGGUGGUGAAAUCCUAAUGGUCUGUAUGGUCUGUAUCAUGUGGUCCAAGAUGUAAAUGUUUAAAUAUUGUACAGCACCUUUAUAAAUAUGUUGUUGAGUGCUCUCUCAGAAGAAUGAAUAGAGAUUUGUAAAUUCGCUCCAUUAUUUUUGUAUUUAAGUAUUUAAAAAAAAGAUUUAAAGUGGAUCAAAAGCUAAGAUACCCCUGUCCUGGUGUUCUGUUCAUGCACUGUAAAAUAAAGGUUUAUGGGAAAAAAA
Pygocentrus nattereri (red-bellied piranha) is the source of this 7304-nucleotide messenger RNA. Its product is annotated as membrane-associated guanylate kinase, WW and PDZ domain-containing protein 3. The coding region runs from base 770 to 5149 and encodes 1459 amino acids. Gene Ontology annotation, biological process: signal transduction. The record is from RefSeq and is a predicted model, not a curated record. Gene Ontology annotation, molecular function: protein binding. Gene Ontology annotation, cellular component: cytoplasm. NCBI's taxonomy places the organism in Eukaryota, Metazoa, Chordata, Actinopteri, Characiformes, Serrasalmidae. The transcript has 22 exons.